Messenger RNA from Aspergillus vadensis CBS 113365, 4142 nucleotides. RefSeq lists its product as uncharacterized. Gene Ontology annotation, biological process: nucleoside metabolic process. Gene Ontology annotation, molecular function: protein binding; catalytic activity. The transcript has 2 exons. NCBI's taxonomy places the organism in Eukaryota, Fungi, Ascomycota, Eurotiomycetes, Eurotiales, Aspergillaceae. The coding region runs from base 15 to 4142 and encodes 1375 amino acids. The record is from RefSeq and is a predicted model, not a curated record.
ACUAUAUCCACAGAAUGCCAACAGAAGCUUUCCACCACCUCAGUCGUGCUCAUUUUACAAUCGCAAUUAUAUGCCCGCUUCCCCUAGAGGCAGAAGUGGCGAUACCGCUGUUUGACACGGUCUACGAUAGAACUGUCUAUGAAAAAUACGGGCCUGUACGAAAUGACCCCAAUCACUAUACGCUGGGCCGCAUUGGCUGUUACAAUGUGGUUUUGGCCCACAUGGGUGGUUGUGGGAAAGCCGAAUCAUCCAGCGUGGCCAGUAAUAUCAAACAAAGCUAUCCAGGCAUCGAACUGGCCCUUCUAAUAGGGAUCUGUGGAGGAGUGCCUUACAGGACGGACGUGGGUCCAAUACAACGCAGGAGAGAUGUUUUCCUCGGCGAUGUGAUACUUAGCAGCGCGAUUAUUCAAUAUGAUUUGGGGAAAAGACUUCCGCACCGAUUUGUGCGCAAGAAUACGUUAGAGUCCAAUCUAGGGCGAGCGAGUCUGCAGAUCCGAUCUUUCAUGACCCGCUUAGAGUCGCGUCAUGGAGACCUCUCCAAAGACCAACAGGGGCACCUUCGGACUAUACAAGGUAGCAAGGAUGUGCCAUAUCCUGGUAUCAAAAGCGAUAUCCUAUUUAAAGCUGAAUACAAGCAUCGCGUACGCUGUCUGUGUAUGAGUGAUGCCAGCGGGGACCAAAGUGUCGUGGACCGCCGUCGUGUGGACUCUGAUGGGACUCCGUAUAUCCAUAUUGGCCGGCUUGCCUCUGGAGAUACUGUGAUGUGCUCUGCCAAGGAUCGAGACAAGAUUUCCAAGCGCGAGGAAGUUCUUGGUUUUGAGAUGGAAGGGGCUGGCGUAUGGGACAAUAUCCCUUGCAUCCUGAUCAAAGGAGUAAGCGACUACGCUGAUAGCCAUAAGAAUGAUACUUGGCAAUACUACGCAGCUGCGAGUGCAGCGGCUUGCAUGCGUGCUCUCCUGGAUCAGAAUCCCAUUCCGAAUGUGACAUCAUCAGCGGGCCUGGCCCAGGAUAUAAUUGCCUCCCAGUUGAAUCCGCGAAAAAGACCCGCAGAGACUUCUGAAGACUCCAGUAACGAACGGGAAAAGGCGUGCCUUGAUGUAUUAACUUUCCCCCAAGCCGAGUAUCGCCUGGACGAGAUUAUGGAUCCCCUCAAUACGACAUGCACUUGGGUAUUAGAACGACCAGAAUAUAAGACAUGGAUGAGUGGGGAGGAUUUAAAAAGUCACGGAGGAUUUUUCUGGAUCAAAGGGAAGCCCGGAGCCGGAAAGUCGACGCUCAUGAAACACCUUCUUUCAAAGGCAAAGCAAACUGGAAAAGACACAAUCAUCUCCUCUUUCUUUUUCCAUGCCCAAGGGGUGGACUUGGAGAGGUCCACUGUGGGUAUGUAUCGCUCACUCUUGCAUCAGCUUCUCUCGUCUACUGCCGUUCCAUCGAGUGCCAAACAGCCCUACUUUAGCUUCGCAGCGAAGAUGCUAAGUCAAGAUGACGGCAUAAAUUGGACAAUCCGAGACUUGAAACAUCAGCUGUUAUCACUCAUCCGAUUGCUGAACAACCGCUACGUGUUCUUCUUUAUUGAUGCUCUGGACGAAUGCGACCAAGCCGAGAUGGAGGACAUGAUACCGUUUCUCGAGCACUUGGGGCACUCUUUGAAUGCAUGCGAUGUUCAUCUGAGAAUCUGUCUGGCAAGCCGACACUAUCCACAACUCAACAUUGAACGUGGCAUUGAGUGGGUCUUGGAGUACCAGCAGGAGCAUCAAGGCGACAUGCGGAAGUACGUUGAGACGAAAUUGAAAGGGGGCAAGUCAAAAAUGCUCCAAGAGAUCAGAGAAGAAGUGUGCGCCCGAGCAUCCGGUGUAUUUCUCUGGGUUAUACUUGUAGUUCGAUCGCUAAAUGAUGCGUUCGCCAGGGGCAAAAUCCACGCCGUACGUCAACGGCUGGAUGAAAUCCCAGACGGGCUUGAUGAGCUUUUCACCGAUAUGCUGACCAGAGACACUGAGGAAAUUGAUGACCUUAUCUUUUGUCUUCGACUCAUCUUGUUUGCACAACGUCCAUUGUCCAAGGAUGAGUUCUACUUCGGGGUUAUGUUUACCAAAAACGGCUUGAUCAAAAGAGAAGGCGAAUGGCACAUCGAUCCGCACAUUGAGAACUUCAUCCUCAACGUCUCCAAAGGCCUCGUGGAAAUUACCCGCACCAAAGCUCGCAUAGUACAUUUCAUUCACGAGUCAGUGCGAGAUUUUCUACUACGACGAGACGGUUUUAGCAAACUCCAGGCUGGGUCGAGCGCGAACACAAUCGGGAACGCCCAUAACGAGCUUGUACAAGUCUGCUUCCGAUACAUCUGUCAAAUCAGGCUCAUUAAGGCAAAGGAGUUUCCAAGACACUGUGUAUGGCCACCCCUAGUAUGGCCACCCCAAGUCAAGAACGAGUAUCUGAAUGCAGAAACCCCAUUCCUCAAUUAUGCUAUCCAUAGCCUCCUGCCUCACAGCAAUGCGGCUGAGGCUGGAGGCACUUCGCAAGCUGCCUUCCUGCAAGCGUUUUCUUUGUCAUUCGAGGACUUCAAGCACAUCCGCAAUGCCCUUACAUUAUGUCACAUUCGCCAAUAUGGAUCCGACGUCACGGUUCUAUACGUUCUAGCAGAAUUGAACUUGGACCACCUCAUCCGCCUGGAACUUCUACGUACGCCACAGACGUGGAAGCAAAUGGGAAGGUAUCACAGCCCAAUGGGUGCGGCUGUCUACUUGGGUAACACACUUGCAAUCAGGGCCUUACUUGGUUACAAUACGAGUUCAGAUGCCUCUGUCGACAACUCCUUGCUUGAGGCUGGGGUUAUUGAUCGUAUGAAACAAUAUGUGGUCAACAGCAAGCGAAUCAAGAUGAAAAGAGGUUCUAUGGCUUUGUAUCUGGUGGAGUACGCUAUUAAACGUGGUCAUGUAGCCAUAUUAAAGCUCCUCUACCUCACUGGCAAAAUCGAUCUGAACCAUAAGCUCAACUGUCGUUCGCUACCGCUUAUCUGUGCGAUUAAGUGUUCCAAGGCAGAAAUCGUGGAAUUUUUGCUCAGCUGUGAUAGAGUCACUAUUGCCAGCCCCACAAACGCUUUGCAAGCUGCGAUCACUCGAGGUAAAAGGGAUGUUUGCAGUAUCCUACUUUCCCUCCCAUGCAGUCUUCGUUGGUUGGACUCCUACGGGGGAGUUGCCAUCCACUGGGCAGUAACUGGAAACAACGGGUCUACAAUGAGACAACUCCUUGAGCUUGGUUGCGACGUAACGCUACGCGAUGGAACUGGUCGAGAUGCUUUGUCACAUGCCGCCGAACAAGGCAAGAUUGAGAUGAUGAAAAUCCUAAUUGAGAGCGGGGUUGUCGAUAUAGAUGGGAAAGAUGGUCAGGGAAGGACGGCUUUCUCAUGGGCCGCAGCACCAAACAGUGGAAUGCUCAAACAUUCGCCUGACCCGAAAAAAUGUUGGGAUCAAUUGCAAAAGGAAGCCAUGUAUGUGCUACUCAGCACGGGAAGAGUUGAUGUGAACUCCAGAGACAAACAUCAAUGGACGCCCUUAUUAUGGGCCGUUCAGAGUAAUAAACCAGUGGCAGUGGACAUUCUUCUUGAGGCCUCAGAAACUGAGGUUGACUGUAGAAGUGUGACAGGAAAAACACCACUUACGGUAGCCGCAAUGUGUGGACAUGAAGCCAUGCUAUGUAAGCUCCUGCAGUCAGGUCGUGCGGAUGUCAAUUCUCAGGAUAUUUUCGGGAGAACACCCUUAUCUUGGGCUUUUUACCCAUCUGGCAUUUCUCCACGGCCUUCUGGACAAGGCCUUCCUCCAAAGUCCAGCAGAAAAUGGCAGUACUUGGUAGACGGAACAUCCCCGCAUCGUGCAGUUCCGUUGCUGCUGGAUUGCCCGAUAAUAGAUGCCAGCAUUCCAGAUUCCUUUGGCCAUCCAGCCUGGUGGUGGGCCCAGAUUUUCGGAAUUAGUUCUCCCGCAGUCUGUGAAUGGGUUGAAGAGGAAGACAAAAAGGUCAUGCAGUUGCUCAUAGAUCAUCUGUCGAAAAAGAACAUGUCCAAUAAUAACGCGGUUCUGCCACUGGAUAGGGAAACACUCAAGGGCGAAAUGCAGGUUGUUGCAGCGUCCUAUACACCAUGUGACUAUUGA